GCAGUGCCACUGACUCCUGGCCCCCACAUGACAGAGCGCCGCUCGAUCUGGACCGAGAAAUUCCCCAUCCCCACCCAAAUCCUCGCAAAUCGCAAUCCCCGCCACCACCGCCGCCCAAAUCCUCGGCGCCGCCGCUCGCCGGAGUCCGGGGGUUCGGCCAAGCAAGCGGCAUGGCGGAGGCGCUGACGGACGAUCUCGUCGAGGAGAUCCUCGUCCGCCUGGCGCCGGACGACCCCGUGAGCCUCCUCCGCGCCGCCGCCGUGUGCAGGCGGUGGUGCCGCGUCGUCUCCGCCCCGGUCUUCCGCCGCCGGUUCGCCCUGCGCCACCGCGCGCCCCCCAUGCUCGGCUUCCUCGCCAACCUCAGGGACGGCGACGAUGACGACGGCUACGACUACGUCACCCGCUUCGUCCCCGCCACGCCCUUCCGCCCGCGCCACGCCGAGCGCCGCGACCGCCGCGCGCUCGACGCCCGCCACGGCCGCGUCCUCCUCGCCACCAUGCCCUGCGGACCCGACCUCGAGGUCUGGGACCCCGUCACGGGUGGCCUGCGGAAGCUUCCCGCGCUGCCGGUGCGCUCGCCUUUCAGCUGGAACGCGGCGGUGGUCUGCGCCGCCCACGGCUCCUGCACCCACCUCGACUGCCGCCGCGGGCCCUUCCUCGUCGUCUUCCUGGAGUCCGACCUCCCUGAUAAGAUGCGCGUGUACGUCUACUCAUCGGAGGCUGGCGCCUGGAGCGGGCCGAUCUAUGGCCCUCCAUCCCCAUCAUAUGGGAUCGAAUUGGUUCCUACUUCCCUUGUGGGGAAUGGACUCCAUUUCUUGAUUGAUGCAACCAACAGCAUUCUCAAGUACGAUUUGACCAUGAGGAGCGUGUCUGAGUCUGAGGUUCCCUUGGCCAUGAGGAACCCGUCUGAGAUUCCCCUGCCUCCCGGUUUCCAUUCGGACUUUGCGGUGCUCACGACAUUGGAGGAUGGUGUGUUGGGAUUCGCAAGGGUGGAGAACUACAGACUCUGGCUCUGGUCAAUGGAGACAAGUCCUGAAGGAGAUGCUAUAUGGGUACAAAAAGGAUCCAUUGAGCUCGAGACGCUGCUUGGAGUUGAUGCCUCCUCCAUCCAAAAUGAUUAUGUUGGCUUUGCACACGGUGUUGGGGUCUUUUUUGUGGGGACGGAGGAUGCUUGGUUCAGUAUUGAUCUGAAGUCCGGACAGGUGAGGGAAGAGGACUGUGGUGAUGGUGACACCUUUGGUGUUGUUCCUUACACGAGCUUCUACACCCCAGAUCUUCAUCAGUAUGGAUUAGCUCCUCUCUGAACUGAUAAGUGCUGAGCAAGCAGCAAACAAGGUGCUUAAUUCUGGAUAAUGGAGAAUGCUAGUUUCUGCAGUUUGCAACUUCAUCAGGCAAACACUCUGCAUGAGGUCUCACAGAAGCAGUAGGGGGUGAAAACUAACGCAAAAACCACCUUGACCGUCGAGUUCCCCUAGAGCUUAAGUCUGUAACUGGAAUGCCAUCAUGUACUUUUGUUGUGCCUAGAUCCAUGAUCAAUGAGCAAGUUUCCGAUCAUUUUUUGUUCCUGUUAAGUGACAUACUGGCUCCGAAUGUCAGGUUCUGUGCACGCAUGUAAAUGGCUAAAUGGAAGUAGACAAACUCAGAUGUUACUGUUACACACUCCCCUUGCCUCACAUGGAAGAGUUGUCUGAAAUCUGAA
Setaria italica (foxtail millet) is the source of this 1699-nucleotide messenger RNA. RefSeq lists its product as uncharacterized. Gene Ontology annotation, molecular function: protein binding. Bases 171 to 1304 code for a protein of 377 amino acids. The record is from RefSeq and is a predicted model, not a curated record. NCBI's taxonomy places the organism in Eukaryota, Viridiplantae, Streptophyta, Magnoliopsida, Poales, Poaceae. The transcript is spliced from 3 exons.